This is a messenger RNA of Hemicordylus capensis (graceful crag lizard), 2882 nucleotides long. RefSeq names its product AT-rich interaction domain 5A (gene ARID5A). The record is from RefSeq and is a predicted model, not a curated record. The transcript has 7 exons. Gene Ontology annotation, cellular component: nucleus. Gene Ontology annotation, molecular function: transcription cis-regulatory region binding. Gene Ontology annotation, biological process: regulation of transcription by RNA polymerase II. NCBI's taxonomy places the organism in Eukaryota, Metazoa, Chordata, Lepidosauria, Squamata, Cordylidae. The coding region runs from base 402 to 2549 and encodes 715 amino acids.
ACUAGCUCCCUCCCUAACGGAGCUGCAGGACUCAGUUCGGGAGCCAGGCCACGCCCCCCGCGUCUGAUGUCACUUGCAGGGGGCAUGGCUAGCCCCGCGCCUGACACAGGGGGCGGGGUGAGCGGGGCCACGGCCGCACACAGGCCACUGGUGGUCAGGCUCCGCCACUGGGGUGCAGACUGGGGCAGGGGUGGAGCUAGGAGAGAGGGGGCCCCUGUUCGCCCCUCUCCCCAGCACCCCUUCAGAGUGAGGGAGAUAAUGCAGAAAAUAGGGAGGGGUGGAACUGGGGGCCCUCAGAAGCUGGGGGCACUGGGUGAUUUGAACCCAUCUGAUGAAUUAUAGCUACGCCCCUGGACUGGGCACCCAGCCUUAAAGGCAAACGGAAAAAGAAGUCUGUCCCCAUGGCGGAAAGCCAGCCCCAGAAGUCUCCGGAGCUGUGCCCAGCAGAAGAGCCUGCGAUUGGGAGUCCUAACACUGAAGAGUGUCCCGGUGCCCCCGAGAAGCUGGAUCCAGUGGAAUCUCCCUCAUCAAAGCCAGAUGGCACCACCAAUGCUGAACAGAGGAUCCUGGCAGAAGAGUCUGGAGAUGAGCAGGCACUGAGCAGUGAGAAAGAAGAGGAGCAGACGUUCCUGGUCAACCUGUACAAAUUCAUGAAGGAACGUCACACGCCAAUUGAGAGGGUUCCUCAUCUCGGCUUCAAGCAAAUUAACUUGUUUAAGAUCUACAAAGUCGUAGAAGAGCUUGGAGCCUACGAACUGGUCACGGGAAGACGUCUUUGGAAGAACGUGUACGACCUGUUGGGCGGCAGCCCGGGAAGCACCAGUGCAGCCACUUGCACCCGGAGGCACUACGAGAGGCUGGUCCUCCCGUACGUGCGGCACCUGAAGGGUGAGGACGACAAGCCUCUUCCCCCCAUCAAGCCCCGGAAGCAGUAUAAGGUGUCCAAAGAGCCGAAGGGAGAAAAGGCGGGGAGCAGCAGCGGUGUGGAGAAAAAGAGAGUCAAGAAGGAGAAAAGCAGGGACCAGGUUCCGCCGGAGAAGCCGACUGCCGAGGCCCUCUCUGUCCCGCAGGCGAUGGACAGUGCUGAACAGGGCCAACCCUCCGAGCAGGCUGAGGGGCUCCUGCCCUUUCCCAGCGGCCAGGAGGCGCCUGCAAGCCAGCCGCCCGAGGGCUGCCACGGCAACUGCAGGGCCCACGGCUACUCCGAAGCCUACAAGCGGCUCUUCUCCAGCUUCUACUUCAAAGGCAACCACGGCAUCAUGUCCCCCUUGGCCAAGAAGAAGCUGCUGGCCCAGGUGAGCAAAGCUGAGUCCCUCUACUGCCAUGAGAAGCAUCUGAGCCACUGCCCGGAAUACAAGAAGGCCAGAAGCCGAGAGAUCCCGGGUGCCUCAGACCCGGAGGCCGGAUGUCAAAAGGCGCUGGUUGGUCACCACCAUGCGGAGGUCCAGAACUCCGUACUGGAGGGGGACCGAUCCAGCAGCCCUGCCGGCCCUUCCCAUGUCUCAAAAGCAAAUGAGACAGUGUUGAAGAUCUCUCCGGUCCUCAAGGAGAGUCACGUGGCUCAGAAACCGGAAGACGGAAGCUCCGGGGUUCAUCGGCUGCCUGGUCCGCCCGUCCUUACGGGUUACUUCCAUACCUACAGAAGUGACAUCAUGAAACCCAUCAGCUGCCACCCUCUGCGAGGACCAGUGGAGUAUUAUUCGGGCUUCAAGCCUUUCCCGGAAGCUCCCUCUGCCUAUCAGCCCUCUGGAAAGGACAUGCCUGCAGGCACCGUCUCUCAGAAACGGCAGGAGGACCCGGAGGAGCAGCCCGAAGACCUCCGCAGGAAACCGAGAGAGCCUCUCCCCUCCUGGAGGGGGGACGGCCAGCAGCCCUCUGCCUUCCAGAGGAGCGGCCCCAGCACCAAGAGGGGCCCCUCCCCUUUCCUGAGCGUCAAGGCCUCUUGGGUGCCUCCCGGGGCCAACCUGGCCAAGGUCAGCCCCCAGGCCCCGAAGAACGGCAGCCUGGCCGUUGCUCCAAGCCAGACGGGCGGCUUGGCUCCGCGGAAACGGACCUUGGAAGUGGACGUCUUCGUGCACGGGAAGAAACUGAAGGCCGUCCCCCCUCUGGUCCAGGAGGUGGAGCCCAGUGAGCGUGGCACUUCCCCCAGCAGCCAGCAGGGGGUGGCGAAGCCCAAGGCGGGCGGGCCGAACUCCGGCUUCCCAGCAGCCCCUGGGCCUCAAGUUCAGGACAUGUAUAAAGGGACCAUGCUGAGGCUGCCAGUGAACUUUAGCAGCCGUGGGGACCACUUGAAGGGCCAGUCGUCGCCCUCCCUGAUCCCCUCCCUGUCCGUCAGCCCGUUUAUCAUCCCCGCCUUCCCGACCCCCUUAUUAACUGCUUCUCUUCAGCCCUCGGACCUCUGCCAGCCUCUGGGCACGAACCUCGUCCACUACCCCACCUCCUACGAUAGCGCGCUGCGCCACAGGCUCUACCCGGUGUCGACGUGGCAUAGCCAGCCGGCCUACGCCUCCCCCCACGUGCCGACUUUCCACCGGAACACCAAACUGUAGCUUCUUGGAACUGACCAGAAGAGACUUGCCAGGUUUGGGACAGCAACGCAGAUGUCUGUGGACUGCAGCCGCGCUGUGCUCCAACGCCGCCGACUGCCUCCCUCUCGGAAGCUCUUUUUUUGGGAAAGCAGUGGGGUGCCCCAGUCAGGACCAUGUACAUUUUGGGUUGGUUUUUUUAAACUCUUGGACUUGGAGCAGUAUUUGUAUUAUGGUAUGGUAUGAUAUGGUAUGGUAUGGUAUGCAAAUUACUUGUAAAAAAACAAAAACAAAACACCUCCACACAGCACCCAAUAGGGAACAAAGCUUAUAUAAACAGAGAAUUUAUAUCUGUGA